AUGAGCGGCGAGCAAGUUUACGGCGUCACCCCGCCCAUCUCGGUGUCGCUGCCAACAGAGAUUGAGAAGCGGGUUAGCGAAUCUUUGAUCGAGGAACUCCGUCGUCAAAAGACUUUUGAGAGUCCCUCCGAUACGCAAAACAGAUUUACCGUUCUCGAGUCGCUUCAGAUAAUUACAGACGAGUUCGUGAAAAAGGUCGCCCGUGAAAAGGAACCGAAAAACGAUAUUCUCAUCAAGAAUGCACGAGGCAAGGUAUUUACCUACGGUAGCUUUCGCCUCGGUGUCUUUGGUCCCGGUUCCGAUAUCGAUACCCUAAUUGUUGCUCCGAAAUAUGUUACGCGCGAAGAUUAUUUUAAAUACUUUCCAGAUCUCCUCACCGAGAUGGCGCCCAAAGACUCUAUUACCGAUAUCACGGCCGUCACUGAUGCCUUUGUGCCUAUCAUCAAGUUCGAGUACUCCGGCAUCAGCAUCGAUUUGAUCUUUUCUCGGAUCAUCCAGAAGCAACUUGCUCCCGAUUUCACAGACCUCAGAGACUCUGGCUUUCUGCGUGGUCUUGAUGAAGCGGAGCUCCGCUCCCUCAACGGCACCCGAGUCACGGACGAGAUUCUAUCUCUGGUUCCGGAACAGAGCACUUUCAGACUGGCCCUGAGAGCUAUCAAGCUCUGGGCGCAGCGUCGAGCAGUAUACGGGAACAUUAUGGGUUUCCCAGGCGGUGUCGCCUGGGCUAUGCUUGUCGCCAGAGUCUGUCAGCUGUAUCCCAAAGCCGCCACCUCGGUGAUUGUCAACAAAUUCUUCUUGGUCAUGAGCCAGUGGCGAUGGCCCCAGCCGGUGUUACUCAAGCCUAUCGAGAACGGCCCUCUUCCAGUCCGCGUCUGGAACCCCAAAGUGUACAAGGGUGAUUCCUUUCACUUGAUGCCCAUCAUUACCCCAGCGUACCCAUCUAUGUGCGCUACCUUUAACAUCACGCGAUCCUCGAUGAGCAUCAUCAAGCGAGAGCUUCAACGCGGACUCGAGAUUUCAGAGCAGGUGAUGGUAGGAAAGCAGCCUUGGAGCGACUUAUUUGUCAAACACACGUUUUUCACUACAGGUUACAAGUACUACAUCUCAGUGGUCUCGGCCAGUAAAGCAAAGGAGCCGCAUAAGUUAUGGGCAGGGUAUAUUGAAUCCAAGGUCAGAAUGCUUGUGCAAAAACUGGAGCAGCACCCUCACAUUGCUCUGGCACACCCGUAUGUCAAGGGCUACUCACGAAGGCACAUUUGCAAGAAUGAAAAGCAAAUCGAGCAAGUGCAGGAGGGUAGCCUCGAUUUUGUUGUUUCUAGUAACGUUCAGCUGGACAUCGAGAGUAGCGAAAGGAAUGGCGAGCCUACUCUAGCCGCCGAUGGUGAAGACAAGCAGACGCUCUCCGAGGUCUUCACCACGACUCAUUACAUUGGCCUUGAGCUAGAAGAAGGUUUGUUUUCUCUUGGCCGCGAAGAAUUUUGUCUGACAUUAGUACCAGGUGCCAAAUCUCUUGAUCUGUCAUACCAAGUCGACGAAUUUAAGGUAUUAUGCACUACAUGGCAGAAGUACCAGGAGGAAUUGAAGCCGGUGGUAUCUAUCGGAGUUCAACAUGUGCGCAAGUACGUUUACCCCACUUGCGAGCUGCCGUCAUAUGCUCACAAGCGAAGUUUCAACCUUCCGGACGACGUUUUUGAAGCAGGUGAAAAGAAGCCUCAAAAGAAGUCCUCCAAGGGCGCCAACGGGAAGAAGCGUGGCGCCACCGAGGUAAUGCCGCUACUUGCAAUCUUCUACGCUGUGGCUAAAGCGGUCGAAGUAUAUCCCUCCUAA
This is a messenger RNA of Cordyceps militaris CM01, 1827 nucleotides long. Its product is annotated as Poly(A) polymerase. Gene Ontology annotation, cellular component: nucleus. NCBI's taxonomy places the organism in Eukaryota, Fungi, Ascomycota, Sordariomycetes, Hypocreales, Cordycipitaceae. The record is from RefSeq and is a predicted model, not a curated record. Gene Ontology annotation, molecular function: poly(A) RNA polymerase activity; RNA binding. The transcript is spliced from 2 exons. Bases 1 to 1827 code for a protein of 608 amino acids.